Molecule: messenger RNA, 3116 nt
Organism: Rhinolophus ferrumequinum (greater horseshoe bat)
Lineage: Eukaryota; Metazoa; Chordata; Mammalia; Chiroptera; Rhinolophidae
Gene: MMP2
Product: matrix metallopeptidase 2
Exons: 13
Coding region: 336-2327 (663 amino acids)
Biological process (GO): collagen catabolic process; extracellular matrix organization; response to hypoxia
Cellular component (GO): extracellular matrix
Molecular function (GO): metalloendopeptidase activity; zinc ion binding
Source: RefSeq, a predicted model, not a curated record
UGCCAGCGCCCUCCCAGCCCAGCCGGCCACAUCUGGCGGCUGCCCUCCCUUGUUUCCGCUGCAUCCAGACUUCCUCCGGCAGCGGCUGGAGGCUGCGCAUCUGGGGCUUUAAACAUACAAAGGGACUCCGGGACCGGCAAGCACAGGCGGUGGUGGCACGGGCCGGGGAGCGGGGGCCGGACCAUGCGCGGCUGAGCGGGCAAAGCAGAGGCCGCCGAGUCUAGUGGUCCCUUGGAGCGCAGCGCUGCGCGGCGGAGCAAGCGCCAGCCAGGAGGCGACUCAGCCACACGCGCCGAGCCAGUGACCCCUGGGCGACGUGUGGGCCCGGGAGAGCAAUGACCGAUGCGCGAGUGGCCCGGGGCGCGCUUGCCGGCCCCCUACGGGCGCUUUGCGUCCUGGGCUGCCUGUUGGGCCGGGCCGCCACCCGGCCAUCUCCCAUCAUCAAGUUCCCCGGAGAUGUCGCCCCCAAAACGGACAAAGAGUUGGCUGUGCAAUACCUGAAUACCUUCUAUGGCUGCCCCAAGGAGAGGUGCAACCUGUUUGUGCUGAAGGACACACUGAAGAAGAUGCAGAAGUUCUUUGGACUACCUCAGACAGGUGCCCUUGACCAGCGAACCAUCGAGACCAUGCGGAAGCCACGCUGCGGGAACCCCGACGUGGCCAACUACAACUUCUUCCCCCGCAAGCCCAAGUGGGACAAGAACCAGAUCACGUACAGGAUCAUUGGCUACACGCCUGACCUUGACUCUGAGACGGUGGAUGAUGCCUUUGCUCGUGCCUUUCAAGUCUGGAGUGAUGUGACCCCCCUACGGUUUUCUCGUAUCCACGAUGGAGAGGCUGACAUAAUGAUUAACUUCGGCCGCUGGGAGCAUGGAGACGGAUACCCCUUUGAUGGCAAGGAUGGACUCCUGGCUCACGCCUUCGCCCCGGGCCCCGGUGUUGGAGGAGACUCCCACUUCGAUGAUGAUGAGAUGUGGACCCUGGGAGAAGGGCAAGUGGUCCGUGUGAAGUACGGGAAUGCUGAUGGGGAGUUCUGCAAGUUCCCCUUCCUCUUCAAUGGCAAGGAGUACACCAGCUGCACCGACACGGGCCGCAGUGACGGCUUCCUCUGGUGUUCCACCACCUACAACUUCGACAAGGAUGGCAAAUACGGCUUCUGCCCCCAUGAAUCCCUGCUCACCCUGGGUGGCAACGGCGAUGGACAGCCCUGCAAGUUCCCGUUCCGGUUCCAGGGCACAAGCUACAACAGCUGCACCACGGAGGGCCGCACGGAUGGCUACCGCUGGUGUGGCACCACCGAGGACUAUGACCGCGACAAGAAGUACGGCUUCUGCCCCGAGACCGUCAUGUCCACGGUUGGCGGAAACUCGGAAGGGGCCCCCUGUGUUUUCCCCUUCACCUUCCUGGGCAAAAAGCACGAGCGCUGCACCAGCGAAGGCCGCGGUGAUGGGAAGAUGUGGUGCUCCACCACGGACAGCUACGACGACGACCGCAAGUGGGGCUUCUGCCCUGACCAAGGGUACAGCCUGUUCCUGGUGGCAGCCCACGAGUUUGGCCACGCAAUGGGCCUGGAGCACUCGGAGGACCCUGGAGCCCUGAUGGCACCCAUUUACACCUACACCAAGAACUUCCGCCUGUCCCAGGACGACGUCAAGGGCAUUCAAGACCUGUAUGGGGUCUCCCCUGACAUUGACCCUGGCACUGGCACCGGCCCCACCCCCACGCUGGGACCUGUCACUCCGAAGCUCUGCGCACAGGACUUAAUCUUUGAUGGCAUCUCUCAGAUUCGUGGGGAGAUCUUCUUCUUCAAGGACCGGUUCAUUUGGCGAACAGUGACGGCCCAUGAGAAACCCACAGGGCCCCUGCUGGUGGCCACAUUCUGGCCUGAGCUCCCAGAAAAGAUCGAUGCUGUGUACGAGGCCCCACAGGAGGAGAAGGCUGUGUUCUUUGCAGGGAAUGAAUACUGGGUCUAUUCAGCCAGCACCCUGGAGCCAGGGUACCCCAAGCCACUGACCAACCUGGGGCUGCCCCCUGAUAUUGAACGAGUGGAUGCUGCCUUUAACUGGAGCAAGAAUAAGAAGACAUACAUCUUUGCUGGAGAGAAAUUCUGGAGAUACAAUGAGGUGAAGAAGAAAAUGGAUCCUGGCUUCCCCAAGCUCAUCGCAGACGCCUGGACCGCCGUCCCUGAUAACCUGGACGCCGUGCUGGACCUGCAGGGUAGUGGUUACAGCUACUUCUUCUACGGUGCCUAUUACCUGAAGUUGGAUAACCAAAGUCUGAAGAGCGUGAAGUUUGGUGGCGUCAGAUCUGACUGGCUGGGCUGCUGAGCUGUCCCCUGCUCCCACAGGCCCUGCCUCCAUCACUUCUGCACAUUGGGCCUGAGCAUCAGGGAAGGACCCAGAAGGGCCUGGCAGCCUUCAGCUCUGUGGUUAAUCAGCAUUCCUAACCCCACCUGGUAAUUUAAGAUUCCGGAGAGUGGCUCUGCCCUGUGCCCAAGGAAAGGUGCUGACUGUACCCCUCCCAGGUUCCCCUUCCCCCUUCCAUAUCCCACUAGCCCUCCAGAGCCACCCCCAAAGAGAUGCUUUGAUAUCCUCCAUGCGGCCCUGCCAUGGGCUGCCCUGGUGCUGUUAUACUUCAGGCUCCUCUCCCUCCACAACCUUCUGUGGCUUACAGCACCCUCAGAGCCAACAGAGACUGUCUCAAGAGGGCACUGGUGGCCCAACAGCCUGGCCUGAGGCAGUGGGAAAGAGGCAUGGCCAGGAGACCACCCAGACCCUCGGCUUCUUGCUGCUGGCUGCCUUAGAACCUUCCCUACAUUAGCAGUUUGCUUGGUAUGCACUUUGUUCUUUUAUUUUGAUCGUUUUUAUUUUUCCACUUUGAAAUUGCAUUUCCUGACAGAAGGACUCAGGCUGUCUGAAGCCACGGCACGAUGCGUCUCAGCCCACCCAGCAAUGGUUUCCUUGUUCACUCUAUUUAGUAUGCUCCCACCCCGUCACUUCCUCCACUGGAUGGAGGAAAACCAAGCCAUGGUUUCCCACUCAGCACUCCCCUCCUCGCCCUUCAACAAUUCCCCAUGGGAAAUGUCAACAGGUAUGAAUAAAAACACCAACUGAGUG